AUGCUAUCGCCGUGGGGUUUUAACAGCGAUAUGCUGAUUGUCAAAAUUUGCAAUGCGGCCGAUAUCAUCGAACUAUUAGCGUAUUUGGAAGAUAAAUCUACCCACUGGAUAGUUUACCUAAAGAAGGCCAUACUUUACAUAUGGCACAUCAGUCUACUACAGUUUGGCUUCAUUGCGACGUCUGCAGAUGUGUUCAGCUCGUCGUCCAUCCGCGAACCUCCACAGAGGCCUACCCGAAUACAAAGUAAUCAACACAACGAUCUCCCGCAGCCCGGGAUUUCUGACACAAACGAAGAAGGAACCAACAAAAAACGACCCAAAAAGAAAAAGACAAAAAACAAGCAGAGGCACAAAUCAAAUUCUCUGCCGGAAGCGGAUGCUGAGGCAGGUGCAGAAACUGUCCAGGCAGAAGCAUCCGUCCAGGGAGAAGCAUCCAUCCAGGAAGAAGCAUCCGCCCAGGCAGAAGCAUCCGUCCAGGGAGAAUCAUCCGCCCAGGCAGAAUCAUCCGUCCAGGCCAGGCGUGAUUGCGGUUGUCAUUUCUAUGUUUUAAAGGGUGUGCUAGGGGAAAUUCUGGUGUCUAUCAUGGUACAAGAUGUGCCGUUUCUGAUCCUGCGGUUCACAAUGUACUUUAAAUUUAAUAUGCACAGUCUGCAAGCCGUUUGUUUCACCAUCAAAAACAUUAUGUUCCUUGUGGUGCAUGUCGUUCAAGCCGCGACUCUGCUGCGCAGAAUGUGCUGCAAUAAGCAGUGA
Dibothriocephalus latus is the source of this 750-nucleotide messenger RNA. The record is from the annotation of a GenBank genome assembly. NCBI's taxonomy places the organism in Eukaryota, Metazoa, Platyhelminthes, Cestoda, Diphyllobothriidea, Diphyllobothriidae.